CGCGGCGGGGCCAUUUGGCGGCCGGACCCGCGCCCGGCGCCGCUCCUGCCCUGCGCCGGCGGGAAACAUGUCCGCGGGCCGCCCGUUCCUGACCUGCGCCUGCUUCUUUUCGGACAACAUCUUCGUGGGGCGCUACGGGCUGCACGUCCGGUACCGGGACGAGGCGCAGCUCCGCCGCGAGCACGGGCGGGCGCUGCGGGAGCGGGGCUGCCGGAGCGAGGAGGCGUUCGGGGCCGUGUUGCGGGAGAUUGAGGCAGAAGUGCAGAGGAGAAAACAGUGGAUCCAUCAGUCAGUGGAACGCAAAGCCAUCAUCUCAGAGUGCUACAAACGAAAGCACCCAGAAGUGUACAUUCUGCAGGAUUCAUUCCUGGCCCCAGGCUUUCUAGAAAUCGUGAGAUACUGCACGUCGCCGGACGCUCACCUCCAUGGCCUCCUGCACUUCCUCGAGUCCUUCUCAGAUAAGAGGAUCUAUCGGCUCCCAGUGUUCACAGAGGAGUUCUGCCAAGCAUUUGUGAAUGAGCUGGAGAACUUUGAGCAGUCGGAUAUGCCUAAAGGCAGGCCCAACACUAUGAAUAACUAUGGGGUUUUGCUAAAUGAGCUUGGGAUGGAUGAAACUUUCAUCACACCCCUACGCGAAAAAUACCUGCAGCCCAUAACGGCACUGCUUUAUCCCGACUUGGGGGGCACUUGUCUGGACAGCCAUAAAGCAUUCGUUGUUAAGUACUCGCUCCAUGAAGACCUGGAUUUGAGCUCUCACUAUGACAAUGCGGAAGUCACCUUAAAUGUUUCACUGGGAAAAGACUUCACCGAAGGCAACUUGUACUUUGGGGAUUUCAGGCAGGAUCCUACCCCUGUGCCAAAGUACAUAGAGAUCGAGCACGUGGGAACCCAGGGGCUGUUACACCGAGGAGGGCAGAUCCACGGGGCACUUCCCAUUGCCUCUGGGGAACGCUGGAACCUCAUUAUUUGGAUGAGAUCAUCUGCCAUCCGCAACCAGCUCUGCCCCAUGUGCAACAAGAAACCUGAGCUGGUGGAAGCAGAGGGGUUCGGAGACGGGUUCACAGAAACCCUCGAAGAUGAUGUGCCCGAGACUGUGAAUCUCUGCUCCUUGUGGUAGCAGACAGUAGAGCCUGGUUUCUUCAGACUAACUUGCCUAAAGCUCCUUUCUGACGCCUCAGACCGCACUAACAGACUCUAAUGGAUGCACAAGUCAUGGAAAAGGUAGCUGGUGCCUUGGAAGGGGAUGGAAACCCAUUCCUGCUGGGGUUAGGGAAGCCAGCCACCGGGCAGCUGAAAGAGCCGGUGCUCAGCUCGCCAGGGCUCACACUUGCUGGCGAGCUGGAGGGCUGCUAGUAAGAUGUAGAAAGCCUUUGCUUCACUGCAGGGGCUCUAAAUAUUUUCCAGGUGUACAGGGAAAACAGGCAGAGCUGCUUGGCCUUUGUGAAGACCUCUGUGCCAGCAGCAGCAGCACGGGGCCUGUGCUGGAAAGAAUGGUACAAUAAAGACCUGCAUUUCACACCUCU
Molecule: messenger RNA, 1523 nt
Organism: Falco peregrinus (peregrine falcon)
Lineage: Eukaryota; Metazoa; Chordata; Aves; Falconiformes; Falconidae
Gene: OGFOD2
Product: 2-oxoglutarate and iron dependent oxygenase domain containing 2
Exons: 7
Coding region: 68-1117 (349 amino acids)
Molecular function (GO): L-ascorbic acid binding; oxidoreductase activity, acting on paired donors, with incorporation or reduction of molecular oxygen; iron ion binding
Source: RefSeq, a predicted model, not a curated record